CUGCCUAAAUGGCCCCACUACAAGACUUUCCUGGUGUGACCCAAUUUUGUUGUGUCUUCAUGAGUUUUCUGAAAGCCAGUCGCAUGUGUUGCCCAUGCUCCAUCCCGAACGCCACCCCCUCUGAGCUCCACAAUUUUGCAACGCUUCUUCGUCGAACGACGGUGACAAUGACGGGAUCGAUAGGAAUCGAUGCAUUCCUCGUCAUGGUUGCGUGGAUCGUCCAAGCCCAGACUCCACGAAGCAGUUGGACGCUUUCAAGAGAAACCUCCGCGGCAUUCGAAGCCAGAGUAUCUCGCAAGUGAAUGUGAGAGUGAACGGAAUUCCAGCUUAGAACAGUUUGCGCUACUGUUGUUUCAGAGUGGGUGAGAAUGGUAACUUGAGGGUCGGAGUUUUAAGGGUGAUGCGCAAGCUUGCGAGACAGAAACCCCGCACGAGCUUGCAUUAGUCUGGAGAAUUCUUGUGAGCAUGUACUUGACGUAACGCGACGAUAAGAGGUUAGCAACUAGAUGAUUGCUUGCUAAGAGACAGUAUUGCGAUGCAAGGCUUGUUAGCGGGAAGGGCAGGUGUUCUCCGAACCUCCAUCCACUGUCCCCGUCUAGUGGACUCGGAGGUUCGACUGAGAGGUUUUGUUCUGGGCAUUAAUGAGUUUCUCUGGAACGCAGGGAGGUGGUACCGUCAUCACUUUGUAAAAUACUACCAAGGGUAGAGUAUUUUUUCAGUAUUUGAUCACUAGCGGAUUGACUCUGUAUGUCUCUUCCUUGGGGCUUAGAUUUCACUACAGUUUCAACAGCGAAACAAACUCAGGCGGGAUUUAGCGUUUUGAAGAAAGAAAAGCAUUCAUUGCGAGACGACCUUAUUCUAGCUACCUCCCGGCAAAACGAUGCAGGUCACAAGAUUGACCUUGUAGGGGACAGUGCACGUAAUUUUCUGGUGAAGCAGAUUGCGAGAGAUUCCGACACUCUCGUCAGGGCGGAUCUAAAGAAGGAGUGUUCUAGGGCGUAUGGAAAGCCUUCAUUGUUGGUGGAAGCACAUCGUAGUAGUUCGAUGCACAGCCAAUCACGAGUCCAGCUCUGCAAGUGGUGGUUCAACACUAGUGGAUUUAGAUAUUCAAAUGGGAAACCAAGAGUUAACAAGCUAUAUUUUCAUACUUACAAGGACGAGAAAAUAAUGAUUGAAAAGGACGGGGCAGUGGAUGUAGUUCAAUACUUACAACAGCAAGGUGCACAAGUAAAUUCCUCUGAUUACAUGAAAAUGCUCAAAAGGUGUAUAGAGGUUAAAGACUUGGUAGCAGGCAGGCAGGUACAUCAGCAUAUUAUCCAACAUCGCACGGUGCCAGACCAGUAUACAGUCAAUGCACUAAUAAACAUGUACAUACAGUGUGGAAGUAUAGAAGAAGCUCGGCAAGUUUGGAAGAAGCUGAGCUAUAUGGAAAGGACUGUCCAUUCCUGGAAUGCCAUGGUUGUAGGCUAUAUCCAAUAUGGCUACAUUGAGAAGGCUUUAAAACUACUUCGUCAAAUGCAGCAACAUGGCCUUGCACCGGAUAGAACUACUAUCAUGAGCUUCUUAAGUUCUUGCAAAAGCCCAGGCGCCUUGGAGUGGGGCAGAGAAAUUCAUUUCCAAGCCAUGCAAGCUGGACUUCUGUUUGAUGUCAAAGUGGCCAAUUGUAUACUCAAUAUGUAUGCGAAGUGUGGCAGUAUUGAGGAAGCACGGGAAGUUUUUGAUAAGAUGGAAAAAAAGUCUGUUGUUUCCUGGACCAUCACAAUUGGCGGUUAUGCUGAUUGUGGUCGUUCUGAGACUGCUUUUGAAAUCUUCCAGAAAAUGGAGCAAGAAGGCGUGGUUCCAAACCGGAUUACGUACAUAAGUGUACUGAAUGCCUUCUCCAGUCCUGCAGCUUUGAAAUGGGGCAAGGCAGUUCAUUCUCGCAUACUUAAUGCGGGGCACGAAUCUGACACAGCGGUUGGAACUGCUCUGGUGAAGAUGUAUGCCAAAUGUGGGAGCUACAAGGAUUGUCGCCAAGUUUUCGAAAAGUUAGUCAAUCGGGAUCUUAUUGCCUGGAAUACAAUGAUUGGAGGACUUGCAGAAGGUGGUUAUUGGGAAGAGGCUUCUGAAGUGUAUAACCAGAUGCAGCGAGAAGGCGUUAUGCCAAACAAAAUUACAUAUGUGAUUCUCCUAAACGCCUGUGUCAAUUCCGCAGCUCUGCAUUGGGGCAAGGAAAUUCAUUCUCGUGUAGCAAAAGCUGGCUUUACGUCCGAUAUUGGCGUUCAGAAUGCCCUUAUUAGCAUGUAUUCAAGAUGCGGGAGCAUCAAGGAUGCACGACUUGUUUUUGAUAAAAUGGUUAGAAAAGACGUCAUUUCAUGGACUGCAAUGAUUGGGGGGCUUGCUAAGAGCGGAUUUGGUGCAGAAGCCUUGACAGUAUAUCAAGAGAUGCAACAAGCAGGCGUGGAACCCAACAGAGUGACCUAUACGAGCAUCUUGAAUGCCUGUUCCAGUCCAGCGGCUCUGGAGUGGGGCAGGAGGAUCCAUCAACAAGUUGUGGAAGCUGGCCUAGCCACUGAUGCACACGUGGGAAAUACACUUGUGAACAUGUAUUCUAUGUGUGGCAGUGUCAAGGAUGCUCGCCAAGUGUUUGACAGGAUGAUCCAGCGAGAUAUUGUUGCAUACAAUGCUAUGAUUGGUGGAUACGCCGCGCAUAAUCUUGGUAAAGAGGCCUUGAAAUUGUUUGAUAGGUUGCAAGAGGAAGGUCUGAAGCCUGACAAAGUUACCUACAUAAAUAUGCUAAAUGCUUGUGCAAACUCAGGAUCGUUGGAAUGGGCCAGGGAGAUCCACACCCUAGUGCGGAAGGGUGGUUUCUUCUCAGAUACCAGUGUGGGCAACGCCCUUGUUAGUACCUAUGCCAAGUGUGGAAGCUUCAGCGAUGCGUCAAUAGUUUUUGAGAAAAUGACCAAGCGAAAUGUCAUUUCAUGGAAUGCUAUCAUUGGUGGAUCUGCACAGCAUGGAAGAGGACAGGAUGCCCUGCAACUAUUCGAAAGGAUGAAAAUGGAAGGAGUCAAGCCAGACAUCGUGACAUUCGUCAGUCUCCUCUCAGCAUGCAGCCAUGCGGGUCUCUUGGAAGAAGGCCGCCGCUACUUCUGCUCCAUGUCACAAGACUUCGCCAUCAUACCUACAAUCGAGCAUUACGGGUGCAUGGUGGACCUUCUUGGCCGUGCAGGGCAACUAGAUGAAGCAGAAGCGCUAAUCAAGACUAUGCCCUUCCAAGCAAACACUAGAAUCUGGGGUGCUUUGCUUGGUGCCUGCAGGAUCCAUGGAAAUGUACCAGUCGCCGAGCGCGCUGCAGAGAGCAGCCUGAAGCUCGACCUCGACAAUGCUGUAGUGUAUGUGGCUCUCUCCCACAUGUAUGCAGCAGCCGGUAUGUGGGACUCUGCAGCUAAACUUAGAAAAUUGAUGGAGCAGAGGGGUGUAACGAAGGAGCCGGGGCGGAGUUGGAUACAAGUUGGAGACAAGCUUCAUUACUUCGUUGCGGAGGAUAGGUCCCAUCCACAGUCGGAGAAAAUUUAUGCUGAGCUAGACAGAUUAACCCAUGCGAUGAAGAUGAAAGGCUACGUUCCUGACACACGGUCUGUGAUGCAUGAUGUGGACGAGGGAGAGAAGGAAAAUGCUGUUUGCCAUCAUAGUGAGAGGUUGGCCAUUGCCUAUGGGUUGAUCAGCACGCCCCCUGGCACACGAAUUCAUAUCUUCAAGAACCUUCGCGUUUGUCCCGACUGUCAUACUGCAACAAAGUUCAUUAGUAAGAUCGUCGACCGGGAGAUCAUCGCCAGGGAUGUCAAUCGUUUUCAUCAUUUCAAAGAUGGAGUUUGCUCUUGUGGAGACUACUGGUAGGGAUUCAACCCUCUUCAACUGAGAUUCAUUUUUGCACAUGAAGACCAUCAAGGCAUUAUAUUUAUUUAUUAUGGUAUGUACAAUAUAGAUCAUCUUUGAGGUUUAGUUUAAACUACUGGCUGCACAUACUCUCGUAAAAAUGCCUCAGCUCACAGCUCUGCCACCCUCUGCAGUGAGUGAAUUAAACUUACCCACUUUAUUUGCAAUGAGAUUGAGUCUGCUAUUUCUAGCAUACAGGGUAGGCAUGCCCAUUGUAUUCUGAUGAAUUUCACAAGGUGAAUUCCGUCCAGUGAUUACAUUGAUCACAUCUAGGCAGUGUAAACUGUUGAGUUUAUGAACCGAUUCAACAGAUAUGCCCCAAAUAUAAACACAAAUUGGUGCAUGAUGCUCAGUACACGAAUUCAUUUCGUCCGUUGUUAGAGGUGAUCAUUUUGUCCAGUACAUGGAUUUUACUGGUCCUAAGUUUACAAUCUUUCUUCAUGCAUUGUGUGAUUGCAAAGAAAUCAUCAGGUCUU
Messenger RNA from Physcomitrium patens, 4391 nucleotides. Its product is annotated as pentatricopeptide repeat-containing protein At3g12770. Lineage: Eukaryota; Viridiplantae; Streptophyta; Bryopsida; Funariales; Funariaceae. Gene Ontology annotation, biological process: RNA modification. Gene Ontology annotation, molecular function: protein binding; RNA binding; zinc ion binding. Gene Ontology annotation, cellular component: intracellular membrane-bounded organelle. The record is from RefSeq and is a predicted model, not a curated record.